UAGCGACCUGAAGCAGAAUACAGUUGUUUUCCUGAUUAAUUACCAGUAUGACAUCGAUAGCGGAAGAUGAGCCACUUUUGGAAAGAGCUGACGAUGGUUCUCAAACAAAUUCAGGACCAUCUUUCGGGACUCGUCAUGAGAUAGCCGGACUGGCGUUUGUUGGAUUCUUUUGUUCAUACUGUCUGCGCUUCAACCUCAGUGUAGCUAUAGUAGCUAUGGUGAAGAAUAGAGAAACGCCUGCGAACUGGACCGGGGGUGUUUGUACUGCAUCGAAUAGUUCUUUAAACCAGUCUUCUAUCAGACAACCGGGCGACUUCGACUGGGACGAAAAGUCACAAGGCGAAAUUUUGAUGUCGUUUUUCAUCGGAUACCUUCUGUCACAGCUUCCCGGGGGUUUGUUAGCAGAGACCUAUGGAGCCAAGCAUCUGUUCGGAUUCAGUGUUCUCUUUCCAGCAGUGAUGGCUCUCAUCACGCCUGUAGCCGUCAACCAUUUCGGAAAGAUGGCGCUAAUAACCUUGCGUAUCCUUCAAGGCCUGGGUGAGGGAGUGACGUUUCCGGCAAUGAGUGCUAUGUGGGGCAAAUGGGCUCCUAAAUUUGAAAGAAGCAAGUUAGCAGGAUUCACCUAUGCAGGUACACAGUUGGGCGUUGUGAUGGUCCUGCCUAUAUCCGGGUGGUUAUGCAACUCCGACUUCCUGGGAGGCUGGCCUUCGGUGUUCUACGUGUUUGGUGGUCUUGGAUGUCUGUGGUUUCUUGUAUGGUGUACGUUCGCAUACAACUCUCCGGCAUCUCAUCCAAGGAUAACUUUAGAGGAGCGGACUCACAUAGAGACGUCCGCGGGAAUCCAUACGAAUACGCGAACCCCAUUGAAGGACAUUCUAAGGUCUAAGGCGGUUUGGGGGAUUUGUGCUGGUCACUUUGCCAACAACUGGGGACUAUAUACCAUGCUGACCACUCUACCCUUGUACAUGAAACACAUACUCAAGUUUGAUAUCAAUGUGAAUGGUGUGUUAUCGGCCGUACCCUAUAUCUUUUCGUGGCUAUGUCAGAUAGGAGCAGGUCCUCUGGCCGACUACCUGCGUAAAAAUCAUUUCCUUUCAACCAAAAAUACAAGGAAACUGUUCACGGCAUGUGGAUUAAUGUUACCGGCUGGGUUGUUGUUUGGUGUUGGAUUUUAUCGUGGCUGUAACCAUAUCAUCAUUAUUGUUCUCCUGACGUUGGCUGUGGGCUUUUCUGGCAUUACUAAUGGCGGUUUUUUCGUAAAUCACAUUGACAUUUCGCCAAAUUACUCCGGGACGUUGAUGGGAAUCAGUAACUGCCUGGCCACCAUCCCGGGUAUCGCUGGGCCUCUAUUAGUCGGAAUACUCACUGUACAUAACCAAACCCAAGAGCAAUGGCAGAUAGUGUUUCUCAUCUGUUCCGGGGUAUAUGCGACAGGGACAUUUCUUUACUUGCUCUUAGCAGAGGGCUCCGAGCAGCCGUGGAACGAGCCACGUGGUGAUAUUUUUUCAAGCAGAAGGCUUAAUCCCUAGAGAUGCUGUGAUGACAGAAAAAAUACAGGAUCUGAUUAUAUCAAAAUCCGGGAGAGCACGACCAAAUAAUUUAAAGUGACCCGGAGCCUACCACCUAUUCUUUUACAUUUUAUAUCAUUGAUUGACGAGACUGUUCGUUUCAUAAGGUUUUGAUGGAGUGCAUAACAUUCAUGGACUUAUGAUUCAAAUUAGUAUUAAGUUUUUACAAAUAUUGAUUUUAAAAUCGGCAAAAAGAAAACAUGGUACAACGGUGUUAACUUACAAAACAUUAGUUGGUGUUGUUGUGUAAUCAAGUUUCAUUGGUUAAAACAUAAACAGUCAGCCAAUAAAACUGUCGGACGAAAACCACCACAUGCUAUCAAACUUAAGAGGACAUCACGUCACAAUGGACUGAUAUGAAGUCAAAUGAUCCUACAUUUGGUGAUCUGUUGACAUUUGCGAUGUCAGAUGAUAUCAAAACCAGAAUAGCGAUAACCACACUCUUACCGUUGUAUUUUCAGACUGCAGACGUAUUUCGAAAAAAUAAUCUGUCGCAAAUAUGUUUUCAUCGUGUCGCCAGUAAGACAAAACUCAGUCAUGAAUAAGGAGGAACCUCCCUCUCUCUCUCUCUCUCUCUCUCUCUCUCUCUCUC
This is a messenger RNA of Mizuhopecten yessoensis (Yesso scallop), 2160 nucleotides long. RefSeq names its product sialin-like. The transcript is spliced from 12 exons. The coding region runs from base 48 to 1529 and encodes 493 amino acids. NCBI's taxonomy places the organism in Eukaryota, Metazoa, Mollusca, Bivalvia, Pectinida, Pectinidae. Gene Ontology annotation, biological process: monoatomic anion transport; transmembrane transport. The record is from RefSeq and is a predicted model, not a curated record. Gene Ontology annotation, molecular function: transmembrane transporter activity.